AUGAAAGUGUUAAAAUUGAAUCUCUUAAUUCUAUUGAUUCACGUUUGUUGUGGCCAUAAAGAUGUGCUACCAACGUUUUUAUUGGAUCAUAGCAAUGUUUUAAAAGAUAUUGAUAUACCACCAAAUCCCUUCAGCACUAUGAGCUCUGCAAAGUUUGCUGACAUAAUACGGGAAACAAUCAAACGUACUGAAGGUAUAAUAAUUUUCGUUGAAGAACUCUUGAGUUUUGAGGAAAUCACCGCAAAAGAUAAAUUGGGAACUCCGUUUACUCAUUUACACAGAGGUUUGAUUGAAAGAAAAGUCAAAUUCUUUCCAGCUGUUUUUGAGCCGUAUAAAGUACUCGCUCAAAUCUUUCAUUCCCUGCAUUACAAUACUUUUCAUUUAGAUUCUGCGUAUAAUUUAUCACUCAAGAGCGCCAGCUAUAUCUACGUAUUUUUUAACAACUACGAAAACGAAACUAGGACUAUGGCUCUCAGGAGACACGAUACCAUCAUAAGAGAUGUUUACAUGAACAUGCAAGAGUUACAACGAGGGCCUAUUGUAGCAUUCUACACCGGCAAAAUCAAUCCGGCCGUUAUAGAGAAACCGCGCUUCAUAUCGAUAGAGCCAAUGCCUUCAGUCAAUAAUUUGGAUGUUACGGUUGUUUCUGAAGGCGCAAUGUUCCGAUUUUCCGGAGUGACUGUUGCGACUCCAACACGUCGAGCUACUUUUAACCAAAUGCCCGUUGUAGCCGAGGAAACGUGGAGCCGAAAUAAAUUAUCAACGAAAGUGGCAUAUACCGACUUUGAAUUAUUAUUUAAUUUCGAUUUGACGCGACAAGACGAGUGGGUACUUGAAAAUAUAGCUCUUUUAGAAGCAGGUGAAGAAGUCGGUCGGACUAACGUUUUUGCCAAAGCUCCGUGGAACUGGUCUUAUGCUUGUGGUGAACCUUUGCAGAUAGUAAACACACGUGACGGCAGCUCCAUAGCUAUACCGCGUUAUCGAAUUCAGCCUCUUGGACCAUCCAUAAUUCUUCGAAAUGGAUCUAGUAGCAAUGUAACUUUUGGACCGACAGUGAACUGCUGCCCUUACUUCAGUGUCCCAAUAUUAUCGUGCCUUGCUAUUUCUUUGUUGUGCUUAAUGUUUCUUGCGCAAGGCAUUACAGUUUUAUUUAACUGCGCAUCAAAUAGUAAAUUUGAUGACCCUCAUAAUCCACCAUUAGUGUACGAAACUCAGUAA
Molecule: messenger RNA, 1218 nt
Organism: Bombyx mandarina (wild silkworm)
Lineage: Eukaryota; Metazoa; Arthropoda; Insecta; Lepidoptera; Bombycidae
Cellular component (GO): proton-transporting V-type ATPase complex
Molecular function (GO): ATPase activator activity
Source: RefSeq, a predicted model, not a curated record